This is a messenger RNA of Lutzomyia longipalpis, 2148 nucleotides long. Its product is annotated as histidine-rich glycoprotein-like. The transcript is spliced from 4 exons. Bases 113 to 1825 code for a protein of 570 amino acids. The record is from RefSeq and is a predicted model, not a curated record. NCBI's taxonomy places the organism in Eukaryota, Metazoa, Arthropoda, Insecta, Diptera, Psychodidae.
UAUAAAAGAUUGGUCACAAUGUGCAACAAUCACAGUGCAUGAACAGUCCUAGAUACGUCUAGGAGGUUGAAGUGAUAGCAAAGUUUUAAAGCAGGAAAAUUGAGAUUCAGCAAUGAAGUGUUUGUUGAUUGCUGUUGCCACUUUGGCCGUAGCCCAGGCUGCCGUUCUCUCUAGCCAGUACCACUCCCAGGAUGGUCAUCAUGGUUACAACUACGGGUACUCGAACAAGGAUAGUGAGAAGGAGGAGACAGCAUCCCAUGAUCGCGUCCGAGGAGAGUACAAAUUCUCAGAUAAGCACGGUGUAUUCAGCAGUGAAGUGAAGUAUGAUGUCCCAAACAAGUAUCACCAGCAGCAUCAUCAUCAGCAACAUCACGGUUUUGGGCAUCACCACGAGCAGGCUAAGCCAUUCUCCUACUCCACUGUUGCUCAUCAUCCAGAACAGAGGCAUCAUCAGCAUAAGGAUCACACUCUGUUCCACUAUGAACGUCAAAACUUCCAUCAUCUGCACAAGCGUUCCCUGUGGCACCACAAUGAUCACCAGCAGCAGCUGAGCCACAACGAAAUCAUCCAUCACGAACCAAUCCACCAUGAGGAGCAUAAGCACUGGACUGGACCAAUUCACAUUCCAGUCAUCAAGAAUGGCGUUCCCACUGAAAGCCCUGAAAUUCUAGCUGCCAGGAAUCAUCAUGCCCAGAAGGUUGCUGAGGCUUACCAACACUCCAGCCACUCUGGUCACAACCACGGCUGGGAGAACAACCAUCAUCACCAAGAGCAUCACCAUGAACAUCACCACGAACAUCACAACGAACAUCACCACGAACAUCACAACGAACAUCACCACGAACAUCAUCAUGAGCAGCACCAUGAACAUCACCACGAACAGCCCAAGUGGACUGGACCCAUCCACGUGCCUGUCAUUGAACACGGUGUCCCCACUGAGACACCCGCUGUGAAGCACGCUAAGGCUCUCUUCCACGCCAAGCACUCCGAAGCUAAAGUUCAUUCUGCUCUCUCCAGCAACCACCAUGAUCACUCUGAUCACGGAUCUUACUACGGAGCCGCUCAUGGACAUGAGGAAUCUCACCACAACCGUUGGACUGGACCUAUCCAUGUGCCCGUGAUUGAACACGGUGUUCCAACUGAAACCCCAGAGAUCCGUGCUGCUAAGGCUCAUCAUGCUGCUAAGCACUCCGAAGCUCACCACUCUGGCAGCUACCACCACGACAACCAUCAUGACAACCAUCACGACAAUCACUACGCUCAGCAGUACAACUACCACGAUGAACAUCAACACCGCUGGACUGGUCCCACCCAUAAGCCCGUCAUUGUUCACGGAGUCCCAACUGAGACACCUGAAGUGCUCCACGCUAAGGCUCAUCAUGCUGCCAAGCACGCUGAAGCCGGAAAGCACGCUGGACAUCAGGAAUGGGAUCAAGGACAUCAGUACGCCCAGCAUUACCAUCAUGCUGACCAUCAAAAGUGGACGGGACCAAUCCAUGUGCCAGUGAUCGAACACGGUGUACCAACUGAGACUCCUGAGGUUCGUCAUGCUAAGGCUCACAUCCUGAAUAAGCACUACGAAGCUCAGAGUCAUCCAGAAUUCCACAAGGACGAUCACACCCAUCAUGGAUACACCUAUGAGAAGCCACACCACAGCUUCCACGAGGAACCCCGCUGGACUGGACCAAUCCACGUGCCUGUUCUCCAUAAUGGUGUCCCAACGGAAACCCCAGAAGUUCGUCAUGCCAAGGAACACCUGAACCAUGCUCAUGCCCAGGCUAAGAGCCAUGAAAUUGGUUGGCAUAAGGCCCAAAAGCACUACUAGACGUUGAAUUUGCGACCUUGUCUUUAGAAAAUACAAAUCACCCGCACUGUCACAUCCUUCCCUCUCAGUUUGACUUGAGUCCAUACCCAAAUGAAGUCCUGUCAACUGGAUUGGAUGAUUGCAAAAUGAGGCUCUUGCGAUAAACUAAGAAAAAAAAAAGACUUUCAUGACCUUUGCCUACUCUCUGGACAAUGACUUUUAACCCCUAGAAAGUGGGUGUGUUUCUAGGGGGAGUGUAAAGCGCACCCUGCCAAAUAUGCCGCCUGCAGCAAUACUCUGAACAAUCCUCCCAAUAAACAUUAAAAUUACAUUGUGAAUGCAAA